AUGGAAGAUAACCCUCACAACAGGUCAGGGUUGCCUCCUUUCACGUUGACAGGUAUCCCAGGGCUGGAGACCUCCCAGCACUGGAUGUUUCUGCUGCUUGGUCCUCUUUACACUGUCUCCAUUGUGGGAAAUGCCCUUAUUCUCUUCAUUAUCAAGGAGGAACAGAGUUUGCAUCAGCCUAUGUACUACUUCCUGUCCCUACUAUCAGUCAAUGACCUAGGUGUAUCCUUUUCCACACUUCCCACGGUGCUGGCCACAUAUUGCUUUCAAUUAAGGGAGAUCAGCUUUAAUUCUUGCAUGGCUCAAAUGUUCUUUAUCCACCUUUUCUCCUUCAUGGAGUCUGGGAUUCUGCUGGCUAUGAGCUUUGAUCGUUAUGUGGCUAUCUGCAACCCUCUGAGGUAUGCCACAGUGCUCACUGAUACCCGAGUGUUACACAUGGGCAUAACAGUUAUUAUCCGUAGUUUCUGCGUGGUCUUUCCACUACCUUUCCUUCUGAAGAGACUGCCCUUCUGCAAGGCUAAUGUACUUUCUCAUGCCUAUUGUUUGCACCCAGACUUGAUUCGCCUGCCCUGUGGUGAUAUCUCUGUCAACAAUAUCUUUGGUUUAUUUAUUGUUAUCUCUACUUUUGGUUUGGACUCUGCACUCAUUUUUCUCUCAUAUGUGCUCAUUCUGCGCUCUGUGUUGGCCAUUGCUUCCCGGGAGGAGCGAUUAAAGACACUCAACACAUGUGUGUCCCACAUCUGUGCUGUUCUCAUCUUUUAUGUGCCCAUGGUUGGUGUAUCUAUGGCUGCUCGCUAUGGGAGACAUGCUCCAAAGUAUGUGCACACACUCAUGUCCCUUGUCUACCUCUUUGUGCCUCCAAUGCUCAACCCUGUCAUUUAUUCCGUUAAAACCAAAGAAAUUCGCCGAAGGCUUCUCAAAAUACUACUGGGGACCAAGUUUUGA
Molecule: messenger RNA, 945 nt
Organism: Elephantulus edwardii (Cape elephant shrew)
Lineage: Eukaryota; Metazoa; Chordata; Mammalia; Macroscelidea; Macroscelididae
Product: olfactory receptor 51I1-like
Exons: 1
Coding region: 1-945 (314 amino acids)
Biological process (GO): G protein-coupled receptor signaling pathway
Cellular component (GO): membrane
Molecular function (GO): olfactory receptor activity; G protein-coupled receptor activity
Source: RefSeq, a predicted model, not a curated record